Molecule: messenger RNA, 3366 nt
Organism: Megalops cyprinoides (Indo-Pacific tarpon)
Lineage: Eukaryota; Metazoa; Chordata; Actinopteri; Elopiformes; Megalopidae
Gene: dpy19l1l
Product: dpy-19-like 1, like (H. sapiens)
Exons: 22
Coding region: 153-2396 (747 amino acids)
Cellular component (GO): nuclear inner membrane
Molecular function (GO): mannosyltransferase activity
Source: RefSeq, a predicted model, not a curated record
UGUGGCUGCUUUUCGGUCUACUAAGGCUUAUCCACCGCAGCCGAACAGGUCGGUGCUGACAGGGGGGCAUCGGAUAGACUGGCGAAUGUCUGUCCCAUUUAGGCACUCCUUCUCAUCUCUUCACAUCCUUCCCCAGUUUCGGGCAUGAGAACAUGGCGGUAAAAACAAGAAAGCAAGGCGCCAGAGAUCAGCCAUCUCAAAGCACAGACAGAGAGAAAAGUCAAUUCGGGUCCCCAGCCCAGAACAGCAGCAAAGGCAGGCGACUGGGGAAAGAGGGGAAAGGAACCAAUUUCAAUAGCUUGCUCCAGAAUAAAAACGGACUCUUUCCAGGAACCACGUUCGUCAGAAAUAAACUGGGCCUUUCUCCGUCUGCUGUUAUAAAGAUCGGAAUCACCUUAAUUUUGGCUGCUGUGGCAGGACUUAUACAUUUGUACCAUCUGUCUUACCUCUUUGAGAAUGACAGACAUUUUUCACACCUGUCAACCCUGGAAAAGGAGAUGGCUUUCCGCACAGAAAUGGGUCUUUAUUACUCUUAUUUUAAGACCAUCAUUGAAGCCCCAUCCUUCCUGAAUGGACUGUUUUUGAUCAUGAAUGAUCGGCUCACAGAAUACCCUCUCAUCAUCAACACCCUGAAGAGGUUCAAUCUGUACCCUGAGGUGGUGCUGGCCAGCUGGUACAGAAUGUACACAGGUACAAUGGAUUUCUUCGGGAUCGCCACAAAGAUGUGCUGGUCCGUCAACAGAGGGGAGGGCCUGAGUCCGGUGGACAGCUGUGAAGGUAUGGGAGAUCCUGCCUACUUUUACGUGACGUUUGUGUUUCUUCUAAACGGGCUGAUGAUGAGCCUCUUCUUCAUCUAUGGUACAUAUUUAAGCGGCAGUCGGCUUGGCGGUGUGGUCGUGGUCCUGUGUUUCUUCUUCAACCAUGGUGAGAGCACCCGGGUCAUGUGGACUCCACCCCUCCGUGAGAGCUUCUCCUACCCCUUCCUGGUCCUGCAGAUGCUGCUGGUAACCUACAUCCUACGGAGCCGAAGCCCUGGAAGGAAGGCCCUGUUUGCUCUCGGCAUCUCUAAUGUGUUCUUCAUGCUUCCGUGGCAGUUUGCCCAGUUUGUUUUACUCACACAGAUUGCCUCCUUGUUUGCCUCUUACAUUUUGGGAUACCUUACACCGGCCAAGAUGCAGUCACUUUUAGUCACGCAUAUGAUCUCCCUGGGGGUGUGCUUCGUGCUCAUGUUCGGAAACGCGAUGCUUUUGACGUCUUUCUACGCCUCCUCACUGGUGUCCAUAUGGGGAAUCAUCGCUCUCAGAGACAGGAUCGGCAUAUUCUGCAAACCAGGAAUAGUCACAUGGGUCAUCCAGGUUGUCAGCUGGGUUGUCUCUACGGUCAUCCUCAAAUUUUUGAUGUCUGCGGUGUUUGGAGCUUCAGAUGAUGCCCACAUAAGCAGCCUGAUCAAGUCCAAGUUCACCAGCUACAAAGACUUCGACACCAUGAUGUACACGUGUGCGGCCGAGUUCGACUUCAUGGAGGCGGAGACUCCUCUGCGGUAUAUGAAAACACUGCUGCUACCUGUAAACCUGCUCAUCCUGGCAAUUAUCAUUGGGAAGACGGCGCGAGACGUUUGGAGGUUUUUAAGGCAUGGCGAGACGAGCCCGCCCAAGUCGGACCAAGACAGCUCUGAGCAGACUGCACUGUUUGCAAAUGGAGAGCUGGUCUAUCACACUCUGCAGCUGAUGGCAUUUGCUGUGCUGGCCGUCCUCAUCAUGCGGCUGAAGCUCUUCCUCACACCCCAGAUGUGUGUGAUGGCCUCAUUAAUCUGCUCCCGACAGCUCUUCGGCUGGAUCGGGGAGAAGUACAGGCAGCAGAUGCUCGUCUUCGGCAUCCUGUCUCUCAUGGCCAUCCAGGGGGUGGCCAACCUGCAGAACCAGUGGGGCAUCAUGGGAGAAUUCAGCAACCUGCCGCAGGAGGAGCUGCUGGAGUGGAUCAGGGACAACACCCGAGCUAACGCUGUGUUCGCCGGCGCCAUGCCCACGAUGGCGAGUGUCAAGCUGUCAGCUGUCAGGCCCAUAGUGAACCACCCGCACUAUGAGGACGCGGGGCUCAGGGAGAGGACCAAGCUGGUGUACGCCAUGUACAGCCGCAAGCCAGCUGAGGAGGUGAAGAAGAACCUGGUGAAGCUGGGCGUGGACUACUUCAUCCUGGAGGACUCGUGGUGCACCAGGCGCUCCCGGCCUGGCUGCAGCAUGCCUGAGAUCUGGGACGUGGAGGACCCCGAGAACAGCGGGCAGGUGCCCCUGUGCACCCUCAUGUCCCGGGACCCCCGGCCCUACUUCAGCACCGUCUUUCACAACAGCGUUUACAAAGUGCUCAAAGUCUCCAAGACCACCAAAGACAAGAGAUAACACGCAAGGGCCUCUGGGUUCUAAUGAAAGCGUGCGAGAGAGACUGCAGGCCGCCAAAAGCAAGCUAGCACUGUGUUCGAGAAGGCCACAGAGCAUUACGAUGCAUUUUGUUCACUUUAUUUGCCAAACUGUGAGUAUGAACGUCCCGUUUUAGGUGACAUCACUGUGUCGAGCAGUUCCGUCACCGUUCGUUGCCGCUGUGCUCCGAGCGCAGCGUACGUUUUCGAGAUACUUUUUAAACAUUUUGUUCCCUCUUCAAAGUACUAGGUCCAAAAUGUGUGUAUGUUAAUGUAUUUAUGUACGACUGCCUACACCAGUUUACAGCGUAGUCAGCAUCUGCCUUCAUUUCGUUUUGUCUGCAUCUGUACAUUCCAGUCAGUUCAUUUAGAUGUAGCAGAACUCGCAAUCGCAGCUGGAGGAAAAAAAUUCAGGCCGAGAACAGAUUCCUCCACUCCCCUGUACAGACGAGACGUCACUAUCAGUUACAGACUCCGAGCAGAGGAAUGCACACAGCUAUAUCUGGAUGGAAUGAUCGCUUCCGUUUCAUAGUUGGCAUACACGAGUAAAUUUGGCAGGAGUUGGUUUGUGUGGGUUGUCAUGUCUAAGAAGCUUAAAGUGGUUCUUUGUGAACUCCACAGUAGGAUCCUUCUAAUUGAAAACUUAGGGGUUUUUUAUUCCUCUCAUGGUAAAACUUCCUCCUUUGAAAUAGCUUUCUUUGCUUCCAGGGGAUUGUUCCUUACAGUAUGAAAACACAGUAUUAAUGCCAUUUUUUAUUGUACGGUAGUCUUCAAAUGAGGAAAAUGAUCUGUUAAAAACAGUAUUACACUGGUUUUCAUGUUUGGGAAAUGAAAGAUGGUACCACUGCUACCACUGGUGUGGAACAGUCAAUUUUGACUGUUUCUGUUGUGAAAAAAGAAAAUGGAAUAAUAGAUGUAUUUGUUAGCUAUUUCUAUACCACAAAUUAGGCAGA